UCUCCCCCUCCCGCCGGUACACGAGCGACCAAGGCCAGGGAUUCCUUUGCAUCCUCGACCCCUGGCUCUGGGACCGGCCCCGGGAGAAGACGCCCCCAACCCCCACUCCUGCCCUGGAGAGAAGAAAUUGCGCUCUCACGUCCCAGAGUGAGAAGCUCCCGGCCUGGGGUGCCUGUGCCCCGCCCCCCCAAAGGCGAGGGUCUCUCUGUUAAGGAGGAACACCGGGACAGCCAUAACUUCCUUCCUCCUGAGCUCCCUGUCCCCGUCUCCGUCUCUAUCCCCUACAAUCCCGUAUUUAUUUCCUUGGCCCCAGCCAGCCCCUCCAUCUCUGUCUCCGGGAUUCAGGCCUCCCUCUCUGACAUGGAGAGUAACCUGUCUGGCCUGGUGCCUGCCGCUGGGCUGGUGCCUGCGCUGCCACCUGCCGUGACCCUGGGGCUGACAGCGGCCUACACCACCUUGUACGCCCUGCUCUUCUUCUCCGUCUAUGCCCAGCUCUGGCUGGUCCUUCUGUAUGGGCACAAGCGUCUCAGCUAUCAGACGGUGUUCCUGGCACUCUGUCUGCUCUGGGCCGCCUUGAGAACCACCCUCUUCUCCUUCUACUUCCGAGAUACUCCCCGGGCCAACCGCCUGGGGCCCUUGCCCUUUUGGCUUCUCUACUGCUGCCCUGUCUGCCUGCAGUUCUUCACACUGACGCUCAUGAACCUCUACUUUGCCCAGGUGGUGUUCAAGGCCAAGGCAAAACGUCGGCCAGAGAUGAGCCGAGGGUUGCUGGCCGUCCGAGGGGCCUUCGUGGGGGCCUCGCUGCUCUUUCUGCUGGUGAAUGUGCUGUGUGCUGUGCUGUCCCGCCGGCGCCGGGCACAGCCCUGGGCCCUGCUGCUGGUGCGCGUCCUGGUGAGCGACUCCCUCUUCGUCAUCUGCGCACUCUCUCUUGCUGCCUGCCUCUGCCUGGUCGCCCGGCGGGCACCCUCUACUAGCAUCUACUUGGAGGCCAAGGGGACCAGUGUGUGCCAGGCGGCCGCAAUGGGUGGCGCCAUGGUUCUACUCUAUGCCAGCCGGGCCUGCUACAACCUGGCUGCCCUGGCCUUGGCCCCGCGGAGCCGGCUGGACGCCUUUGAUUAUGACUGGUACAACGUCUCUGACCAGGCGGACCUGGUGAACGACCUGGGGAACAAAGGCUACCUGGUGUUCGGCCUCAUCCUCUUUGUGUGGGAGCUGCUGCCCACCACCCUGCUGGUGGGCUUCUUCAGGGUGCACCGGCCUCCACAGGACCUGAGCACCAGCCGCAUCCUCAACGGCCAAGUGUUUGGCUCCCGUUCCUACUUCUUUGACCGAGCUGGGCACUGUGAGGACGAGGGCUGCUCCUGGGAGCACAGCGGAGGCGAGAGCACCAGCAUGUCGGGCAGCCUAGGCUCUGGCAGCUGGUACGGCGCCAUCGGGCGUGAACCGGGCUGGUGCGGGGGCAGCCAGACGAGGACCACUCCCCUGCUCUUCUCCCAGGUGCCAGGACCAGGCAGCCACCACCACAGUCUCUACUCCACCCCCCAGACGUGAUGGUCCUCCACCCCCCCAGAAUACCCAGACCCUAGUCCCCCCUCACCCCAGACCCCUGUGCCAAGUUUGUCUGCUGCUUCUUGCCCAGGAUCCCAGGGGCAGUGGCCGCCCUCUCCCCUGGCCGGCUCCUUACUGCUCCUGUCAUAGUGAGCUUGUGCCACCCCCCUCGGGUAGGGGGCAUGGCCCUGGCUGCCAGAUGCCCAUAGCACCUUGGCAUGACCUGCCACCUCUGCUUCCACACUGGAGCCAGCUACCUCUCCUGUGCCUGCCACUCAAUAAACAGUGUCUGCCCCACA
Molecule: messenger RNA, 1847 nt
Organism: Tupaia belangeri chinensis (Chinese tree shrew)
Lineage: Eukaryota; Metazoa; Chordata; Mammalia; Scandentia; Tupaiidae
Gene: GPR137
Product: G protein-coupled receptor 137
Exons: 8
Coding region: 361-1551 (396 amino acids)
Biological process (GO): negative regulation of osteoclast differentiation; negative regulation of bone resorption; positive regulation of TORC1 signaling
Cellular component (GO): lysosomal membrane
Source: RefSeq, a predicted model, not a curated record